UAUUUAUAACAACGCAGUAUAUGCUGCGCAUUCCAACGAUGUCAAUUAGCCGGCUGCAAUCGUGUUCGGUGCUCACUCGAAACGUUUUUUCAACUUCAAUUCGACUUUUUAGUUCUGCUGUCGCUAAAAGUAUGGAAAAGCAUCAGGUUGUUCCGGAUGUAAUUCCGGUAGCUCCCACCGAAGUGGCAAAGGUUAUUUACGCAACCGGUGUUGCUGUGAGCGAAGGCAACGAGUUGACACCAACCCAGGUUAAAGACAUCCCUAAGGUGGAAUGGAAUUCGGAUGGAUCGGCAUUCUAUACCCUUUGUAUGACCGAUCCAGACGCUCCAAGUCGCAAAGAACCAACUUAUCGUGAGUGGCACCACUGGUUAGUGGGCAACAUUCCUGGAGCUGAUAUAGCCAAAGGGGAGACGCUGUCGGAGUACGUCGGAUCGGGACCUCCGGAAGGUACUGGCCUCCAUCGUUACGUUUUUCUGGUUUACAAACAGCAAGGCAAGUUGAGUUUCGAUGAGCCACGACUUACCAAUCGUAGUGGAGACAACCGUGGUGGAUUUUCUAUCAAAAAAUUUGCUGAAAAAUAUAAACUGGGUAAUCCGGUUGCUGGUAAUUUUUACCAAGCUCAAUGGGAUGAUUAUGUGCCUUUGCUUUAUAAGCAACUUGGAGCAUAAUCAUAUAAAGCGAUAUAAAAUUGUGUAAAUUUGUUGUUCUGCUUAUAAAGCUAAAUAAAACAUUGGUUUAAAAAUAAA
Molecule: messenger RNA, 746 nt
Organism: Malaya genurostris
Lineage: Eukaryota; Metazoa; Arthropoda; Insecta; Diptera; Culicidae
Product: protein D2-like
Exons: 1
Coding region: 21-668 (215 amino acids)
Source: RefSeq, a predicted model, not a curated record